AAAGAGAUUAAAAAGAGAUUUUUUUAAUCUUUUUAUUUUGAAAUUUUUGUCAUCAAAGCUGUCAUGUAUGUAAAAAAUAGGUUAAACCCCAAUUUUGGUCCCUCAACUAUUGUACGGACCCCCGAUUCAGUCCCUCAACUCAAAAAAUCCCUGAUUUGGUCCCUACUGUUUACCAUUUUGACCCCGAUUUGGUCCUUCCGUCAAAUUUUUGCUGAGGUGGCUUAUUAACUGACGGAAUGAAAGUGACGUGUACAAAUAUUUAAUACAUCAACUGCCAACGAGGAUAAAUAAAUGAUGUGGCUAAAAUCCCGACCACCAAAUCAAAUAAAUAUAAUUAUUUAAUUUAUUAAAUUUACAAUUUUGCCCUCGUCUUCUUCCUCAGCAUCCUCCCUCUCAAAUCUUCUGAGUUCACUCUAAAUCAAACAUUCAAUUCAAU
Messenger RNA from Rubroshorea leprosula, 436 nucleotides. The record is from the annotation of a GenBank genome assembly. Lineage: Eukaryota; Viridiplantae; Streptophyta; Magnoliopsida; Malvales; Dipterocarpaceae.